Messenger RNA from Malus domestica (apple), 1725 nucleotides. RefSeq lists its product as uncharacterized. The record is from RefSeq and is a predicted model, not a curated record. NCBI's taxonomy places the organism in Eukaryota, Viridiplantae, Streptophyta, Magnoliopsida, Rosales, Rosaceae.
GUGGGCAGGUGAUCUCGAAAACGACCCAGCGAAGACACAGCCCAUUUGGUCUUUAAUAACCAGCAGGAAACCGCCACACUCCCAACCAACCAGAAGCUGAUCGCUACUAGGAAUCUUUCGACAAUUCGCAGUUCCGUAGGAUUGGGAUUUUGGAUUCGACGAAUACGAGAAUGCUUGGGAUUUUCCGAAGAGCUGUCUAAGGUUUCAGUGACUUGUCGUAGAACCCAGAUACUGUCAUCUGGGUUUUGUUGAUUCGGCAAAGAUGAUGCUGCACUUUAAUGACCCGGCAAAGUUGAAGACCAAGAAGAUUGUGUUCGAGGAGGUUUACGCUGCUCGUGAUUCCGCGACACUUGAGCAACUGAAAGAAUUGAGCUCUAAGCGCAGAAUGCUUGAGGAGUCCAUCAAUGAGAGCAGCUCCAUCAAUGGCGCCAUUGCAAGAGAAAUGUCCGGAGGGCUAACUUCUCGUAAUCAACAGGUUCUUCACAACCUUGAACUGUAUCUUCCCUUGUUGGAAAAUUUGAUUUGGCACGUUGAUCGGGUCAAGAGCCACCACCAGAUAGUUCGAUGGACUUCAGAACUUAAGAUACAAUGGACUAGUGUUCUUAGUUCAUCUUCUUUCUUUAACUUGAAAGGAUCGAAAUAUUUUCAAAUCAACAACUUGCAGUUUGAGUUGUGCCUGACCCUUUUCCUCUAUGGCGCAAUCCUUCGGGAGAGGGCAUUAGAAGUUCUUCCUGCAGACCUAGUGCAAUCUGCCACGCUAUUCCGAGAAGCUGCUGGUGUUUUUCAUCACCUUGCUCAUCAAGUUAUUCCUUUUCUACAACACUCAUUGGUUGGGGAAAGGCCACCAGAAGUUGUCUCAUCAGUGUCUGCUGCCAUGAGCCUCAUUUGCUUGGCCGAUGCCCAGGCCGUAACAAUUAAAAGGGCUGAAGAGAAGGGUACUACUGUCGGUCUUUUGGCAAAGUUGCACCAUGGUAUUGUAGAAUUGCUUGAUGAAGCUGCAGGCCUUUUGCAUACGGCAAAGGAAUGUAAAGACACUUCUUCGGAUGUUGCGGACUUUUUAUCAUCCUGCAAAAUGCUACACGAGUUACAAGCCCAGAAAUACUUUGCGGAAACCCUAAAGCGUUCCAACCAAUUCGGGGUCGCUGUUGCAGUUCUUCGAUUCACACUGACUAAUGUGAAAAAGAACAUGCCCGGCAAAGAAUCGUGGAAGUCUGUUCUCAAAGAGGAAAUUGACAAUUUUUCCGAAUUGCUCAGAAAGCAUGAACAUGAAAACGAAUUUGUUUGGCACGAGAAAAUCCCCUCGGAGGAAAUGUUGUUGCCAAAACCCGAAGGUAACAAAAUCGCAAACAUCAUCCCUUAUCAACCGAAAAAAUGGGAAAGACAGCUUGCCUUCAAGAUUUGAAUGUACAAAGAGAAACCAGUUCUUGUAAAGUAUGUCCUGUCUCAAGCGAAGCAACACAAAAUUAAGAUUACUGGGUUAAGAUUAGUGGCUUCCUCGUUUUGCUCCCUCGGUUACACAAAACAUGCAACGUUUUUGAGAUUUGAUCAGAGGAAGGUUUUGCUGGUUUGUUGAACUGGAUGUUCUAGAACUUUUUUGUGUAAUUGGUGCCUAUAGCCUAUAGGAUUGCAACUUUUUAAUGGAUUUCUCCUACAAAAUAUAUGAAACUUGUACAUUAUAUGACGGUGUGACAGACACACUAAAUGAUUACUCAAACUCACGCUUCA